Messenger RNA from Pseudocercospora fijiensis CIRAD86, 1191 nucleotides. RefSeq lists its product as uncharacterized. The transcript is spliced from 3 exons. The coding region runs from base 1 to 1191 and encodes 396 amino acids. The record is from RefSeq and is a predicted model, not a curated record. NCBI's taxonomy places the organism in Eukaryota, Fungi, Ascomycota, Dothideomycetes, Mycosphaerellales, Mycosphaerellaceae.
AUGGUGAUACUCUCGCAAAGCUCUCGCAAAGCUCUCGCAAGACAAACCUCCUACAGAAAGGCUUCGCAAGGCGUACAUUGCUCGCAAUUGUCGAGUGUCGAGGGCGCAUCCGUGCUGCUAGACCAGUAUCCCUUUCUUUUCCGCUUCGACCGCGCUCUCUAUGUGAUCAAAUUGACCAGGACCAUGGCGAACACCACCAUCGAGUUCGCAUGGGCCUUGCAGGUCGACAUUGCAACACUCGGCGGCCAUCUUGAGGCAUACGAAAAACUGCAGUCGACGAUCGCCACAUUACGACUUUGCAACCGCUUCGGUCAAGGGAACAAAGCCACCAUUGCCAAGCUUCCAGUGGAAUUGGUGCAAAACGUCGAGAACUUCCUGCUGGAGGCGGAACGGCUCAAGCUAAAGAAGCAAUGGGUCAGAGAUCUCACGUGCUGGGAGCAGCAGUGCCGUCCCACCGAACAUAUGAGCCGAGAAGAGAUUUUGGAGUGCUACAACGAAUGGCGCGGCAGCAUUACGCCUGGUUCCUGGGAGGACGAGUGCGUUUGUGAAUGUGGAGAUGUUCACGCUCUUGACGAGUUCCCAGAGUCUGAAUUAGACACCAUCAACGAAAUCCUCGAAGGCUAUUACGACGGAUCAUGGCAUCGGGACCAAUGGUGCGACGAGCAUGAGGCUAGAAUCGAGAGCUGGUUCCGACGUACUGGAGAGCCAACGCAAAAGAGUCGCGGAACUUUCGACCGACUGUCGAGCAUCUUGUCCAAGCACUUCGGCCUCGAGACGUGGAUCACCCACGUUCACGAACAUGGAGAACCAGUAUUUCCUUCUCCCAAUAAUCUCCACUCAACGAAAGCAUAUCUCCGGCUUCCAGCGAAGUCAUCAGUACGGUAUGAUCAGAGACAGGAUUACACGCGUUGCCAUAUGGAGCCAUUCCGCGUCAAGACCGAGUUUGGUCUUGCUGGUGCGCUGUCUCUUCCGCCUGAGCCGGAACCGAGGUCUCUUGCGAGAUUUGCGCAUGCAUGCAAAGUUCUCCGUCUCUCAUAUGUGCCUUCUGAGCCGUCACCAAGCACCAUCGCUUUCGAGAACAGCGACUCUGACAAGUUGCCGGAUGUCACACUGACCGGAAAGACAAGUGUCGAUGCCCGACCACAGAUGACCAUGUUCGUUCGUUCCAACGAUGAGACGGAAGAUUGGUGA